This is a messenger RNA of Pisolithus orientalis, 1656 nucleotides long. RefSeq names its product beta-tubulin. Gene Ontology annotation, molecular function: structural constituent of cytoskeleton; GTP binding; GTPase activity. Gene Ontology annotation, biological process: microtubule cytoskeleton organization; mitotic cell cycle. Gene Ontology annotation, cellular component: microtubule; cytoplasm. The record is from RefSeq and is a predicted model, not a curated record. The transcript is spliced from 9 exons. NCBI's taxonomy places the organism in Eukaryota, Fungi, Basidiomycota, Agaricomycetes, Boletales, Pisolithaceae. The coding region runs from base 1 to 1356 and encodes 451 amino acids.
AUGCGUGAAAUCGUGCACAUUCAGACCGGCCAGUGUGGUAACCAAAUCGGUGCCAAGUUCUGGGAGGUGGUUUCCGACGAGCACGGCAUCCAGCGCGAUGGUCUCUAUAAAGGGGAUAAUGACAUGCAGCUCGAACGUAUUUCGGUCUACUACAAUGAGAUCGGCUCAAACAAGUACGUUCCCCGUGCCGUCCUUGUCGACCUCGAGCCCGGCACCAUGGACUCCGUUCGCUCUGGUCCUCUUGGUGGCCUUUUCCGCCCCGACAACUUCAUCUUUGGUCAGAGCGGUGCUGGCAACAACUGGGCGAAAGGACACUACACGGAGGGAGCUGAGUUAGUCGACUCGGUGUUGGAUGUCGUUCGCAAGGAAGCUGAGGGUACCGACUGUCUCCAAGGUUUCCAAAUUACCCAUUCGCUUGGUGGUGGUACCGGUGCUGGAAUGGGAACCCUGCUUAUGUCCAAGAUCAGGGAAGAGUACCCUGAUCGCAUGAUGUGCACGUACUCCGUGGUCCCAAGUCCGGCUGUGUCGGACACCGUUGUUGAGCCAUACAAUGCUACUCUUUCGGUCCACCAACUAGUAGAGAACUCCGACGAAACCUUCUGCAUUGAUAACGAGGCCCUUUACGACAUCUGCUUCAGGACACUCAAGCUUUCGACCCCAACGUAUGGAGACCUCAACCACCUUGUUUCCUUCGUUAUGUCCGGCAUUACAACAUGUCUGCGCUUCCCCGGUCAGCUGAACUCUGACCUGCGGAAACUCGCUGUCAACAUGGGCAUGUCUUCUUUGCUUCCUUUCCCCCGUCUCCACUUCUUUAUGACUGGUUUUGCGCCUUUGACUGCUCGAGGCAGUCAGCAAUAUCGCGCUGUCACUGUUCCGGAAUUGACACAACAAAUGUUCGAUGCCAAGAACAUGAUGGCUGCCUCCGACCCAAGACACGGUCGCUACCUUACGGUCGCUGCUGUGUUCCGUGGUAAAGUCUCGAUGAAGGAGGUCGAGGAGCAGAUGCAGAACGUGCAGAACAAGAAUUCUGCUUACUUCGUCGAGUGGAUCCCCAACAACGUCCUCUCUGCCCAGUGUGACAUUCCUCCCCGUGGCGUCAAGAUGGCAGUUACCUUCCUCGGUAACUCGACCGCCAUCCAAGAACUCUUCAAGCGUGUCAGUGACCACUUCACGGCCAUGUUCAAGCGCAAGGCCUUCUUGCACUGGUACACACAGGAGGGUAUGGACGAAAUGGAAUUCACUGAGGCCGAGUCGAACAUGCAGGACUUGAUUGCCGAAUACCAGCAAUACCAAGAUGCAACAGUCGAGGAGGAGGGUGAAUACGAAGAGGAGGUGCAACACGAAGAGGCAGAGUAGACACUAAAAGCACCGAUGUGCCUCAUGAUUGAUUUCUCUUUCCCGACGAAAACUUUAGGUAUUCAUUAUAUUGGUGUUUUCGUGUCCAAUGCCUCGACUGUCUUUUAAUUCACGUCCUUCAACGUUACCCUAGCUAGCAGAUAUCACGCGUUUUUUUCCUUCAUUCUCUAUUACCACAAGGGAUGAACUACAAUCGGAAACUGAAGUAUACCCGACAAAUCCCGUGUGAUUUUCAACACAAAACAACACAAGUUACAGAACGUUUUCAGUACUGUCCAGUAUCGCUUUGCUCCGCAGGCA